Messenger RNA from Trichoderma aggressivum f. europaeum, 1467 nucleotides. RefSeq lists its product as uncharacterized. NCBI's taxonomy places the organism in Eukaryota, Fungi, Ascomycota, Sordariomycetes, Hypocreales, Hypocreaceae. The transcript has 6 exons. Gene Ontology annotation, molecular function: aldehyde dehydrogenase (NAD+) activity. The record is from RefSeq and is a predicted model, not a curated record. The coding region runs from base 1 to 1467 and encodes 488 amino acids.
AUGGCACCCUCAGCUACCGAGCCUAGCGCCAACCCUCUGGACUUCCAGAGCGGCUUUGUCCAGAUCAUCAACGGCAAAAGCUCGCCCACGGCAACCACCCGUCAUGGCACCAACCCAGCAACUCUCAAGGCGAAGCCUGAGGUUCCGUUAGCCACCAAGGAAGACCUAGGCAACGCUGUUGCCGCCGCAAAGGAGGCUUUCAAGAAGUGGUCCAAGGUUCCCUAUGAGGAACGCAAAGCCGCUGUGCUAGCAUUUGCGGAUGCCAUUGACAAGCAGCGAGUCGAGUUCCGCGACCUGUUGAUUUCAGAACAAGGAAAGCCUAUCCCUCAAGCAGAUGGCGAAACCAAUGCGGCUAUCGAGUGGAUCAGGGGCAUGGCCAACAUCAAGAUCCCCGAGGAUGUCAUCGAGGACAACGAGAGACACACCGUCAUCACAAGAUACAUGCCAUUAGGUGUCGUCGCUGCCAUUGUCCCCUGGAACUUCCCUCUCUUGCUGGCAACGGGAAAGAUUGCCCCUGCUCUGCUCACGGGAAACGUCAUCAUCGUCAAGCCAUCACCUUUCACACCUUACUGUGGGCUAAAGGUCGUUGAGCUGGCACAGCAGUUCUUCCCACCUGGAGUCGUCCAGUCUCUCAGUGGAGAUGACAACCUUGGCCCAUGGCUUACAAGCCACCCUGGCAUCGACAAGAUCAGCUUCACUGGCUCAACACAGACCGGAAAGCUGGUUAUGCAGAGUGCAUCCAAGACUCUGAAGAGAGUGACUCUUGAGCUUGGUGGUAACGACCCGGCCAUUGUCUUCCCAGACGUGGACGUCGACAAAGUCGCUGAAAAGGUUGCCCUAUAUGCCUUCCUCAACUCUGGCCAAGUCUGCCUGAACCUCAAGCGCAUCUACGUCCACGAGUCCAUCUACGAAGAGUUCCGAGACGCCAUGGUCAAGCACAUCAAGGCCUACACCCUCGGCAACGGCGCCGACGCCGGCGUCAGCCACGGCCCGCUCCAAAACUCCAUGCAGUACGACCGCGUCAAGACCUUCUUCGACGACAUCGAGAAGCAGGGCUGGAAGGUCGCCGUCGGCGGCAAGAUUGAGCCCCCCACCAACGGCUUCUACAUUGCCCCUACGGUCAUUGACCGACCUCCUGAGAAUUCACGAAUUGUCGUUGAGGAGCCCUUCGGUCCCAUCGUCCCUCUCCUCUCAUGGAGCACCGAAGAAGAUGUCAUUGCCCGCGCCAACAACACAACCAUGGGUCUCGGUGCCUCAAUCUGGUCCAACGAUAUUGAAAAGGCGGCGAGAAUUGGUCGUGAAAUGGAGGCCGGCACAGUCUGGAUCAACACACACUUUGAAAUCUCCCCCAUUGUGCCCUUUGGUGGACACAAGGAGAGUGGCAUCGGCGCCGAGUGGGGAAUCAACGGACUCAAGAGCUUCUGCAACGUCCAGUCAAUGUUUGUAAAUAAGCAGGUCGUGAGCUAG